AUCAAAAAAUCGGACACAGUGACAUAAACAAACAGUCGGUAUGAAUUAAAUUUGCAGUUCAAUUUGAUGACGACUCUGGGGAGCAUGAGUUCCGUGGCUGCUGAAAAUGUCAUUUACGCUGACGAAUCAGAGCUUAAUCCGUUUGGAGAGCUCCAAGGACGAGGAUGAAUGGAAUCGGACAUUAAUGUUCUUCAAUGUCGAUAUUUCGGGCGGAGUGUGCCGUGACCACCAAAACAAGAUUACGCAGCCAAGGUCCUCCGUUUGCAAUGGAAAGCGACGAGCUCCCGGUGGCGGAUUGGCCAAUCCAAUUACGGAGAGUGUGAUGUCAUUUGGAGCAGCCAAUAAAUUCUAUGCUCGCGGACAUUCAAAUUUUGAUCAUGGGAAUUAUACGCCACGAACUUCUGGCCGGCGAAGAGAUAACUUUGCCUAUUCCGACAGACGUCGUCACUUUCAUUAUAGACCAAUUAAAUCAGGACGAAGUCGUGCCGCAAUGGGCUUAGUUUCCCCAUCUCCAUCGUCCGAUUCUACGGGUUACUAUGAGAGCAAAAGGAUUCACUAUGCAGACUUUGAGACUGGGAAAACCUUUGAUAGCUAUUACCCAGAUGAACCUUAUGAAUUAGAGGAAGAUGAACCCCAUAGAGUCGUCUCAACCUCUGAUUAUACAAAACAACAGGAAGAUCCAAGAGCUAACAAAGAAUAUGAGGAUGGCAGAUAUGAAUACUACCCCCAUGGUCCAAGGUCAACAAAUAGACAUCACAGAGAACCUAAAAGGUACUACAGAUAUCCCUUUACUGAACAUCCAACUCAAGAUGAUUAUCAUCGAGACUUCAGAGGAACUGUUCCUCGUCAGUUACGAUCUAGUUCUUAUAGGAUGAAACAGAAUUGUAGGCAGGCAUCGGGAUCUUUACCACCCAACUAUGCCUCAAAUUGUUACCCACAUGACUCAACGGAAUAUGGGAGUGACAAUGACUAUGAUGAAUCCCCUGAAAAUUACAAAAAUUACAGAGAUUAUUUUGAGGAACCGACCACUGAUGCCUAUAAAAAUCCUUAUGAAGAAUUCCAUGACUACGAAUAUCCAGAUUAUAAAAAAACCAGUAAAGCACCGCCGAUACCAUUUCCGAAACCUCAACCUAAGUACUACAAAAGUUACUCUAAAACACCGUCCCCGAACUAUCCAACUAAAAUUUAUAAGCCUGAAAGGGAAUCUAAAGUAAAUGAGGUUGAGGUAUCCCCCUAUGAAGAAGCCCAAACUCGUCAUGUUAAAUCCAAUAGAAUUAAACAAAAUAAUCAUCCAGAGGAAAUUCCACGUAGGAAAGGUUUCAACUAUGUUAAAGAGCGGAGAGAAGACCCAAUAGAAUACGACAAAAUUUCAAAAGAUAUUUCACGUCCUGCUCAACACGAAAAGUAUCCAAGUAAAGUCCAAGACGACAGAUUUACUAUGCAAGGGAAUUCUCAUAGAGAACGUUCUAUUUCUAGUACCCAUAGAAAAAUCUUUAAAGAAGAACUUCCUCACAAAUAUCGCCCGAAAAAAGUUAUUAAUGAAACACGUGAGCCGCAUAGAAACUUAAGAACUAAAUCUGUUGGACAGUACGAUAGGCCAAAUGGGGAAUAUGAUAGUUAUAAAACUCGUAGUCAUCAUAAAUCUUCGCCAGAUAGAAAAAAGUCGGUUGACUUUGUUCGCUUAACAGACUUAAACGAUGGUUCAGAAAUUCCGCAUAAAAUUCGUGAGAACGGUCAAUCGCCAUCAUCUAUAUUUUUCACUAUCGAGAUACCGUAUAAAAAGAAGCAUCGAAGGUUUACAUAUCCCCAAAAAGAGGAAUAUAUAUCUAAAAGAUCACAUUCGGGAUGUGAUAAUUUUGCCCCGAAGUCGUUUAGGCCGCAAACAUCGCUCUAUGAUGUUGGGAAAGGUCGGAAGCGGAAAACAAUGAAGCAGAAAAUAUCUGGAUUUUUUAAGAGGUCAAAACUAUGCUUGUCCAAGUCGAACAUUUUCAGAAGCAAAUCUAAACUGAUUAAGAAUUGUAAGCCAGCACAGCGAAACCUAAACUGCGCUCAAAUAAGUCAUCCUAGCCCCGAUUACUCCGUAAACGCUCCUAUAGCAAGUAAUUACUCUUUGCAGUCGGAAAAUGUGGAAGUUCCUUCUCAGGAAAGUGAACACCAAAAAUAUGGAAUAAAAAGGGGGAAGGAAUGCCACUAUCCCACUGUUUACAGGGGAACCAACAAACAGCUGCCGGAAAAUAAUAACGAGAUCUUUCACCAGUACUCCAUGUUCAAUGUUCUGAGCUCCACCAACCAAAGGUCGAAGGUAAAUAACGAUGACUAUGACCACUACGAUCCGGGGUUAAGUAAACGAACCAGUCGAUAUUUCAGACCUACUGCUGAUUCGCCUAAGAAGAGUUCCUACAAGGAAUUCGAUCGCGUGUCCAGUGGAAAUUGCAGUCUCUACAAAGAGGGAAUAAGUGGAGAUCCCAUCGGAAAAAGUGAAAUUAACGUCUGCCUAACGAUUCGGGCCACUGAUGUGAGUUUGACGGGCAGUCCGAGGAUAGUGUCAUCAAAAAUCGUUGAGGAUCGUGGCUUAUCCUGCAAAAGCAAUAGUGGUGAAGCCAAAGUAAGCCGCUCCAGACCAGCAAUUCGUUUAGAACCGAGACAAAGUAGUGGAAGCACAAUUUGUGAAAGUGCUAGUGGGGAAAACCAAUUCAAGAAUGUCAGGUUUUCCUCCUCGCACUUUACCCACAAUAGUUGUUCCUCCACUCAAAGCAGCUCCGAAAGCAAUUCUUCGAGAAUUCAAACAUCCAUACAUUCGGAAGAGCAUAUCUUGAAAAAGAAGAGCAUUGAGGCUAGUUCCAAGCCACCCGAAAUGCCUGCAAGAAUUGGUAGCUCUUCGGAACACCUUCCUCCACGUCAUCGCCAUGUCACCAAAUGGAGCUUAACCAGUCAGUCCAAGUCCUAUAAUUCUAGGCCAGAACCAAACCCUUCCCGACCAGGCUUGCGCCAACCAUACACCAUUGAAAUGUGUUCUAGACCACCGACUUUGUUUCAAAGCGAUAUAACAAAAAGGUCGAGCCUAAAAAGGGUGGAUAACAACCUCGAGAAAUCAGUGCCCAAAAAGGUAGUCUUGAAAACAAAUAGCUCGGAAAGUAUGAUUAGUGGGUCAAUGUGCAGUUCUGGUAGCAGUGCGAAAUCACUUUGCACAUGGGAAAAUCAGGACACGAAGAACGAUGACAGAAGUGAGUGCCACAGAUCCCAGAGCCACAAUUUUCAAUUUGGCGAAGCUAGGAAAAUUGAGGUAAUCCCAAGAAAAACAAGUAGUUGGCCGCGCCAAAAUCUACGAAGCUUUCCAAGACCACCGAUCUGGAAUACAGAUACUAAACCUCUUGGCAAAGCGACCUUGUCACCCAAAACAUCAACUCAAAGCUUAGAGUCCUCCAUAAGUAGAUGCUCCAGUGGUGGCCUGUCAGGAAAUAAUGAAGAAGGCACCAGCCACAAGCCAAAUGAUAUGCAACUGGUUUGCUAUCCCGAUGACGAUCCCAAUUUAACGAAUUCUUGCCAGUCCCAGGGUGAAUAUGGAAGCAGAUUCACAGCUAUGCGAGGUCUAGAUAUUACAGAAUCAGCGAAUCGAGGGGAUCUUUGUUGUCCAAAGCUAGUUUCUGAUUUGGAGAGAGAAUCCUUCUGCCCGAAAAGCAUUGUGGAGGAGCUGAAACGAGAGCUAUUGCAGACCUUCCGAGCCGAACAGCAAAUCAGGAGUCAGUCGCCUUUUCUUCGACCCACUCCGCAAAUUAUGAUAUUCCCCUGUGUUCCCAGUGUCAUGUGCCAGCCCAGAGCGAACAUGAAUCCGAGUCCCAAUCUAUUCCCUAGGCCGGAGUCUGAAAUGUGCUGGAUACCUAGCUCCAAGCCACAAAACCCCGCUCAGUUCAACUAAUUUACAUCCAUCACACCCGGAAAACCUGCAGUACCCCAUAGCUGCAAAAGCGGUGAUUAAGAUUUAAUAAAAUAUACUUUUUCUAUAGA
Molecule: messenger RNA, 4005 nt
Organism: Drosophila mauritiana
Lineage: Eukaryota; Metazoa; Arthropoda; Insecta; Diptera; Drosophilidae
Exons: 2
Coding region: 107-3916 (1269 amino acids)
Source: RefSeq, a predicted model, not a curated record